AAUCUGGUUUGAUGUGCAUAAUUUGUUAUCCCAAAAAUCCUUUUGAGUUGAGAAGGGAAUGGCGAGUCACCUUCCAAGUUCAUCUCUUUGCGUAUGGAGUGAUGUGAGGUUCCUAAAAAGGAAGGUGAAUCUAAGGCCAAUUGUAAGGAACAGCCAUGGAAAACCAUUCCCAGCUGAGGUAUCGAGAACCAUUCUGGAAUUAUCUUCAGUUGGCACUUUAUCCACACCGACCCAAGAUGGUUGGCCUUUAGGUAUUGCUGUACCUUUCGCUGUUGACCCUCAUGGAACUCCUCUACUCUUUCUCAAUCACUCAACUUCCAAUUUCGCUCUCAAUUCCAAGUCUAGCUUCCUUGUUCAGCUACAACAAUAUGGCUUGCGGACUCCACAGUGCACCAUACAGGGGACGCUACAAAAACCCACAGCUUUGAAGAUGCUUCAUUCUCUUUGGGAAAAUAGAUUUGGCCAUCAAGUAGAUGACGAUCGCUUAUUUUUGCUUUCUGUCGAACGGGUACUUCAGAUGGAUGAUUUUGCAGAGGAUGGAAUUUGGGUCACUUCAGAAGAAUAUAAGUCAGCGAACCCUGAUCCUCUUCGAGACUUCGCAGAAAGAAUGAUUGACGAAAUAAAUACUAACAAUAGGGAAGACAUCUUACGGUUUUGCAACAUCUAUCUAGAUUUGGAUUUCCAGGUUUGCGAUGGGAAGAUGCUUUGGGUUGAUAGAUUAGGUUUUGAUGUCCGGUUCAGUUCUCCUCUGAAUGAUGUAUUUGAAGCUCGUAUCCCUUUUCCGAGAGAAGUUACAGAUGAGAAGGGUGCAAAAUCAUCUUUCAACUGCAUGUCUCAAUUUGCUUGGGAAGUAGAAAAGAAUUUCCAUGCAGCAGAUUUUGAAAAGGUGAAACAAGUGAAAAAGAUGGAGCACAGAGGAGUGUGAAGAAUCCUGAUGGUUGUUAUUACAAUGUGGUGGAACAUGUUCCUGACUCCAUUGCUUUUGUUGGUGUUGAAAGACAUAUUUGGUUUCUUUCAGUAGCGUGGAAAAUCAAAAGAGACUAUCGUUUUGGUGUGUGUUGUUUUGCUUCCAACCAUAAAAUCCAUAAGAGUAGUUGUAUGUCAUCUAACCAAUUUUUCCUUUAAUUCCGGAUGACCAGAAUCAAGAUUAUUAUUGAUGUCCGAUUAAUUGUUUUUAUAUACUCUAUUAAAUCAAAGGACAAAUCAUUGAGCCAAAUGGCUAUCA
Molecule: messenger RNA, 1225 nt
Organism: Solanum lycopersicum (tomato)
Lineage: Eukaryota; Viridiplantae; Streptophyta; Magnoliopsida; Solanales; Solanaceae
Product: glutamyl-tRNA reductase-binding protein, chloroplastic
Cellular component (GO): chloroplast
Source: RefSeq, a predicted model, not a curated record